CCUCUGCUGUCACGCGUCACAGCCACGAUCUUCACUCCGAUUGAUCUGCCGUCUAACGCUUCCCGGCAAGUUUAGGGUUAGGGUUUAUCCUCGCCUUCUUCAUGGAGGACUACCACCAGCCUGCCAAGCGGAUGCGCAGCGAUUCGCCCUCGAUUGCCCCCUUCAACGGAGAAGGCGUCGACCUUUCUCUCCUGGAGGCAGUGGAGAAGUCGGCCCAGAACGGCGGGGUGGAGGUGCUCGACGUGCGCGCUCUCAAGAAGCUGGUCCUCGCCUUUGAGCGACGGCUCAGGGAUAACCUCGAGGCCCGCAUGAAGUACCCGGACCAGCCGGAGAAGUUCGCCGACUCGGAGGUCGAGCUCCAUGAGGAGAUCGAGCGCCUCCGGAUCCUUGCUGGUGCCCCCGAGCUCUACCCGGAGCUCCUCGCUCUUAACACCGUCCCCUCCCUUGUUGGCCUGCUUGGCCACGACAAUCCUGAUAUCGCCGUCGACGUGGUUUCCCUCCUCAUGGACCUCACUGAUGAAGAUGUCAUCGGAGAGGACGACGACAAUGAGGAGCCUGUUCGUGCCCUGGUGGACGCCCUCCUUGAGAACAAUGCCCUCGAGCUCCUCGUUCAGAACCUUGCCCGUCUCUCGGAGGCCGACCCUGAUGAGGCGGCGGCGAUUCAUAGUACCCUUUCCACAAUCGAGAACCUCAUCGAGGUCAAACCUGCUGUUGCUGAGCUUGUUUGUGAGCGGACCAAGCUGCUUCGGUGGCUUCUUGGCAGGAUAAAGGUGCGUGAAUUUGAUGCAAACAAGCAGUAUGCAUCGGAGAUUCUGGCAAUCCUGCUUCAGAACAACCCUGCGAACCAGAAGCGGCUGGGUCAGAUAAAUGGAGUCGAUGCGGUUCUGCAGGCGGUGGCGGUGUACAAGUCGCGGGAUCCAAACACGGAGGAUGAAGAGGAGAUGCUUGAGAACCUCUUCGACUGCUUGUGCUGCCUUCUCAUGCCAAUGGAGAACAAAGAGAGGUUUUUGAAGUCUGAAGGAGUGGAGCUUAUGAUCAUUAUCAUGAAGCAGAAGAAGUCUGCCUAUGGGUCGGCAAUCAGAGCACUUGAUUUUGCAAUGACAAAAUAUUCUCCAGCAUGUGAGCGGUUUGUGGAUGUGCUGGGAUUGAAGACGGCUUUUGCUGCAUUCAUGGGUAAGAUUCCAUUGAAGAAGAAAAAUAAGAGAGAUAGAUCACAGGAGGAAUUGGAAGAGCGCAUUGUUUCACUUAUUGCUUCAUUAUUUGGUGGCAUUUUGAGAGGUUCAAGAAGGGACCGAUUAUUGAGCAAAUUUGUAGAAAAUGAGUUUGAAAAGAUAGACCGACUCAUGGAACUCUAUAUGAGAUACUCUGACAGGGUAAAAUCAGAGACUCAAAGGCUUGAUUCACUUGAAUUGGACGAUUUAGAGAUUGACGAAGAGGAGCUCUACAACCGAAAGCUAGAAGCUGGGCUUUACACUCUUCAAUUAAUUGCUGUAAUUUUGGGACAUCUCUGGUCAUCUGAUCAUCCCAAAAUAAGGGAGAGGAUUGAGCUACUACUAAAACAAAAUAGAUUGACAAAGAACGAUGUGGGAGAGAUUCUUCAAGAGUAUCAUGAUAACAUUGGAGAUCUUGAUGGACCUGAAGAGAAAGAACGAGCUCAAGCAAAGAUCCAAAAGUUCAUCUCUGCACUUUAAAGCAUUCCUGUGGUCGAGAGCAACAUCAUAUCGAUUCGAUAUACGGCGGAUGCUAGUAGAUACUAGUAAAGAGAAGCUUUUGUGAUCUUUUCUCAUGCAUGUGUUCCCUUCGCAUGUCAUUUGAAUUAACUCGAAGAUCAUGUUCUUGGGAUUUGACUGGCGUUCUGUUAAUUCAUGUUCUGAACUGUAAUUUGUGGGGAGCACAAGUUGGAUUUGAGGUUUAAGUGUUUUUCGAUCAUCUUGUUUUCAAAAUAUUCUUCAAUAUCUUUAAAAUUGAUUAAAUACUUUUCAUCAUUUUAAAA
This is a messenger RNA of Zingiber officinale, 1993 nucleotides long. RefSeq names its product beta-catenin-like protein 1. Gene Ontology annotation, cellular component: spliceosomal complex. The record is from RefSeq and is a predicted model, not a curated record. The transcript has 8 exons. Lineage: Eukaryota; Viridiplantae; Streptophyta; Magnoliopsida; Zingiberales; Zingiberaceae. The coding region runs from base 102 to 1691 and encodes 529 amino acids.